AACUCGAGCGGAAAAUACUUUCGCUACAUAAGAUGGUUGAUGAUCGCGGCCGGUAUGUGGAAAAUAGAAGAAGAAUUUCCGGCUCCCAAGAAAAGACUUUACUCUUUUUACUCCAUAAUGAUACAACUAAUUUGUACCUCGCCGAUUAUCUCUAUAGCUCUAGAAGUGCCUGCUUUAUUGCAAUCAGAUCCAGCUGCAGCAGUUGGUAAUAUCGGCCUGCUGGUGUUCCUCGGGACGGUAAUCACCAAAAUGUUAAUGUGUCAAUCGAAGCCAGUCAUUGAACUUCUUCGAACAGCCUUACAGUCCGAAUUUCACUUAGCUGCAAGCGCCAGUACUGAUGUGGGAGCAAUAUACAGGUUUCACACGAAACUAAACAACUACUUUAUCACUCUCCUUAUUACGUGUAUAUUAUUCAUGGGAGUAUGUGUUGCUACGUUUGGUGACCUCAACUGCUACAAGUACUUCAAACGAUACAACAAUGCGACUGAGAAACCUGUAAUUUUGAAUUAUUGGUAUCCUUUCGAUAAAAAUAAGUAUUACGUGCUUGUCUUGGUGGAUCAGAAUAUUCGACCAACUCUAGGAGGGCUUUAUGCUGCUAUAGUAAACGCGUUUGUCAAUUCCAUUAUAGUUUUCGUGAGACUCCAACUCAAACUACUCCAGUACAGUUUCAGAAACUUUGACAAAUUAGAACCGAAUGAACAUAACGGUAACCCAAACAUUUUGAGGAUACUCUGCGUGAGACACCAGGAACUGAUUCGAUAUGUCGGUAAACUUAACGAACAUCUCAGCAUAAUAAUAUUUAUGGAAUACAUGGUUUCAUCAGUUACGUUUGCAGCACAAAUUUUACAAAUCACUAGGGGCAUCGAACCUUUUAUAUCUUCUGUAAUAUUAACCUAUACCAUCAUACAAUUGCUGAUAUUUGCAUGGAACUGCAAUGAGAUUAUCAUCCAGAGCGCAGAAUUGGCCAAAGCUCUUUUCGAAAGUAACUGGUACGACUACGAUGCCAAGAUUACCGUCAUUGCGCAUAUAAUGAUGGUGAGAUGUCAGAAGCCGCUGAGCUUGAUGAUCGGCAGGUUCGGAGUUAUGGACUUGGAUGUUGGAAUCUCGAGGCUCAAACUGGCGUAUUCCUACGCCUCAGUAAUGACAAGUGGAAACAAGUGACUAUUUCGACAAUGUCGGUAGAUAAUAUUGUUAAAAUAAAUUUACAAUAGUGACACCAUAAUGACAAAUUACUACUACCCGAUGUACCCGAGAUAUAGUUCAAAUUUGUCGCAUUUAUCGUAGCAGAAUAAUAUUAAUUAAUUAUUUAUGACAACUUCUAAAUACAAACAAAAUGCAAAACUAAGCGUAACACACUUUAGCAUAAAUUUAAAUAAUCCAUAAGCGCAGAAAACAGGAAUUUAAUUAAAUGCUCUUGAGAAACAAACUAAAUAAAAUAAAAAUUAAAUAUAGUAAGCAAAUAAAUAAAUCAUCCGAUACGUUGUCAAUGAAACGGAUUAAAAGUGAUAUUGAUAAAAUCAUAACGAAGCUGAGAAGUGCGCUAAAAGCGGAGAAAUGGAAAAUAAAGAUCCAUCUCUCUGGUCCCCCAAUUCUGCGCAUCCAAACUAACCUGUCAAUAUAUUUUUAUUUAUUUCAUCUCUUUAUUGUCAUCAGUUUAUUAACCUUUAUCCAUAUUCCUACCUUCAAAUUUUAAAAGCGUCGCCACAAAAUUUCUUGCUGAUCAUCAGAUCAUCAAUCAGAAAUUAUCCGUAAUGUUUCGGAAAAAUCAUUCAUUAAUACAAAUGAGUUUCCAAUCGAUGUAGGUGCCUUUUUUGUAGCAUUUUGUUAUAUUCUAAUUAUAAAUUGCGAUGAAAAAUUGAGAAUAUUUUCCGAUACGUUUCAUGCAUCAAAAUACCAUAAAACCGCUUUAACCAAUGAAAAUUGCGUUCACACAUGUUUGAAUAAUUUUUGAAAGUAGGUACUCACCAAAUAUGGUAAAGUACAUGCAACUUUCCAAAAAACACAGUUGACACAGUAAGAAAAUAUCCUCUGCCUGGUAUUCUAUCCCGUAAAUAAUCCUUUAUAGAUUAUAUAUAUCGUCCCUGUAAUAAGCGUAUAUGUUUUCCUGUACUACUCUUUCAUUUACCUUGGGAAAAUUUCUUUUAAAAUACAUAGGGCACCUGAGCUCACAUCCGCGUAAAAAAUUAAAAACAUUUUCUGUUUUGUGUCUUUUUUCGGAUUUGCAAAAGCUUGUAGUCCCAGGUAUCAAUGGAAAAGUGAUUCCAAUUCAAUUCAAUUUGCAUUUUAUUUAUUGCUUUUACUGAAAUGCAACUAUCUCUCUAACAAGGAUCUCUAAAUGGUAACGCAUACUUAAUUCUGCCGUUAAUUUUAGUAGAACAUCUAUUGAAACACAUAGAUAAAAUAAACAAACUAAAAUUAACUUAAAACCGUUGAAUGGACGUCAACCCUGCAAAGAUAUCCACCCCCAUUCUAAAUGUAAGAUUGUGCAGUUUUCCCACAAGAAAGUUACCCACAUCUUUAAACUGGAUAGUUUUAUCUCGUUAUAAGAAGCGAUCUAAACAAUAUGUCAAAUAGAGUUCCAUUUUCGUGGAGAUUAAAUACCGUGCAAAGUUUAGUAUGGUUAACAUAUAGUAUAUGACAUUUAUACGUCAACUUUGUGAAGUGGUUUAUACUUCGCCGUUUAUCUCUUUCUUAAGCUUGAUGAUCGGUAGAUUUAGAGUUAGUUGGCUGUAGAUUAAUUAGAAAAGAUUCAGAAGAAAUGUUUGAAGUACCGUUAUUAUAAGAAGUAUGGUAUUUAUUAUUUUGAUACACCCUACGUCUUUUUGAUUGAGGAGUUUGGUGUUACACACUUGAAAAAAGAAGGAAAUUUUUUUUAUAAACUGGUUUAGGCCAGAAUAGAUUGUUCUUUUCUAAUUAGUGAAUUAAGAUUUAUUAUGCCUGCAUAUUUAAUAAGGAAUAAUAUCACUUUUGAACUACCUAGAGCUUACACUAAUCUAGAACAAAAUAAUAUACUGUACAGAAUGUGUAACUUAAUAAAUAGUGAACUCUGUGAUGGGACAUUUUUCAUAAUGGUUUCUGCAACUUUCGAACUAUAAUUUUAUAAAUUUUUAUAUUUCUUUCACAUUCCUUUUUUCUUUACUGUUGUUUACCAAUUUCCUGUUAUAUCAUAACUUAUGGUCAAUUAACUAUUAAAAUGUACGCGUUUGUUCUCUUUUUGUUGUUUGCUAACUGUUGAUUGAUUGUAAUCUGUUAUUGGGCGUUAGCCUGUUGAUUACUUUACUUCAAUAAAUAAAUUAAUAGGCAUGCUAAAUUUUCACUGAACUUUUGAAAAUAUUUGAAAUUACCCAGUUUCCUAGAGUUAUUGCUGGCAUUCUAAGACAUAUAUUUUAUUACGACUUUGCAAAUACACGCCCAAAAUUUACUCCCAUAUAAUAAGCUAAUAACAAUAACAAUCCUAUGAUUUUUGGUGCUGUUUUUUUUUUUCAGUUCCACAAAAAACACAACAAUGAAUGUGUUUUUUUCAUUUCACAUGCUCAAACUAGCAUAUUGCUACCCUUCAGUUAUGACAGGUGGAAACAAGUGAAUAGUUUCAUCAGAUUUUCUAAAUACAAAUAAACGCGAAAUUCUAUUUGGCAGAAACGAAGAUGUCGCAAAAAAUCGAAACUAAAUCUUAAUAAACUAAGCUUUUCCAUAUCUUGUCAUCACCAACGACGGCAGCCCUUUAACUGAACUAUGUUAUGCACGGUGGCGUCAAAGUAACAAACAAUAGAUUACAUGAUGAGAAAAUUAUCCAUCUGUUCUGCAAUUCUGCUCAUCCUCACUAAUCGCUGGUUGAUUCCUUCAUUUCUUCAUUGUCAUUAGACAUCUAUACAUAAGUAUAAAAACAAUCAAAUUACAAUAAUAUGCAACCAAUAUUCAUAGAUGAUGCCUAGUUUCCUAUCAUUUCGAUAUUUAUUUCAUAUUCUAAAAGC
This is a messenger RNA of Cylas formicarius (sweet potato weevil), 3971 nucleotides long. RefSeq names its product odorant receptor 30a-like. NCBI's taxonomy places the organism in Eukaryota, Metazoa, Arthropoda, Insecta, Coleoptera, Brentidae. The transcript is spliced from 7 exons. The record is from RefSeq and is a predicted model, not a curated record. Gene Ontology annotation, cellular component: plasma membrane. Gene Ontology annotation, biological process: sensory perception of smell; detection of chemical stimulus involved in sensory perception of smell. Gene Ontology annotation, molecular function: odorant binding; olfactory receptor activity. The coding region runs from base 40 to 1161 and encodes 373 amino acids.